AUGACCGACAGGACCAAUUCGGGAGUUCGUAACUCAUUUCGAGCCCGCGCGUGCGACAAUUGCCGACAGAGAAAAAUCAAAUGCGACAAAGCCAUUCCAUGCUCCAGUUGCGGCGCUCUUGGAAUCCCAUGUCGGGCGAAUGGUGUCACUGUGAGCACUCCAGAACAGCCGCAAAGGACUGCCUCUGGACAAUAUGAAAAGAAAAUUGAUGCCCUUCAAGAGCAACUGGCAGCCAUUCAAAACACUCUGCAGCAGAUUACUCAGUCUCAAGCUCCCCCCUCAAUACCUCAUUCCACUCAUCCUGCCGCUGCAGACAUCCCGUCUACUCCGUCCGCACCUCUUUUUGAGGGUCAAUCCUCCUUUAGCAACGAGGUUAUCAUUGCCAGGGAUGCAGCUUUCUCGGCUGUUGCAACAUCGCAGCCGGGAAGAGUGGACGCCCAUGUUUCGGCAGUCUUGUCUUCCCUUAGAAGCAGUCUCGACCGGCAGCAGGGGUCGACCACUGUUAACGAGCCAUUUUCGCAGUCGAAGAUUGAGCUUUUGCCUCAAGAUUUUCUCGUCACUCUGAUUAAAAAAGUCAAAGUGCAACCUCCCUUCUUCCUGGUCAUUCAUUCAUGGAGAGACGUUCGCCAAAUUGAGUCGCUAUGUCAUGCGAUCUAUUUUCCAGUAGAUCCGAUCCCCGCGGGCUCUCUGACGCUUCUGCAUGGCUUGAUGUACUACAUUAUCCGCGAUUAUCUCCAUGAGGACUGCUCGGAUCUUGCGCGCUUUGACCUUGCAGCGUACGCCGGGUUCUGCGAGCGUCACUUCCUGGCCGGGCUGAAAAGCUACGAGAUGAUGUGUGAUCCGACACUCGAGAAAGUCCAGGCUCUGCUCAUCGGGAUCAUCAAAGCUCAAGAAGAGUCUGAUCUACAGCUGUGCUGGACCUACCUCGCCUUGGCCUUCAAUAUGUGUCAAAGCAUGGGUCUCCACCGAAGUGCCGCCUUGAAACAUGAUCCCGUCCCAGUCGCCGAGGCCAAACGCCAUGUCUUCUGGUCGCUCUAUACCAUUGACAAGAAUCUCUCAUUGAACCUUGGGUUAGCUUCUCAUUUCCAGAACCAUGACAUCGAUGCAGAGUUCUUCGCACCUUCGGACAACCCACAGUACCGCCCCUGGGACCUGAUGACUCUCACCACGAUUGACUUUGCCACAUUACAGGGGCGUAUCUACGAUCGACUCUACUCGACAUCGGCGACUCGGGCCACUGAAUCAGAAAGGUUAAAGUCAAUAGAAGAGCUAUCGAAUGACUUGAUGCUGGUUCGCGGUCGACUUCUGGGGAUCGAUGUGAGCCAAGGACUGUAUGCGGAGUCGCUUCACGGGAUGGCUGCCUGCGCGGAUUUCAUCACGCACUCCGUCAUGACCGUAAUCCUUCGGGCGCAGACAGGGGCCAGCGAUGCAAUGGCCAUCACGUCUCAAUGCUACGAGGCAGCGAUGCGAGCCCUGCAGAGUCACCUGGAGUGCUUUGCGUAUUUUCGCAAUCAAGAGACCCAUAAGCAAACCGAAUAUGUCAACUGGAUUCUCUUGUACCCCUCAUUCACACCAUUUGUCAUUGUCUUCAUCCACGCAAUCACGACGGCGAGCACAUUCGAUCUGGCCUUGUUGCAGGAUACUGUUCAGUCUUUGGAGCUGUUCAAGGGGCUCUCCCGUGGGUCAGCUCGUCUUUACACAAUCUGCGCGGCUUUCUCCAGGACUGCUCAGAUUCUAGUAGACUCAGAAGAAACGCUGGAAGGCCUCACACAGCACCGGGACGGAUCACUUGUCAUGCCGGCUCUGGACAGGAACAUCGCCCUACCCGACGUCGAGUGGCCGGAAAACGUGUUUGACUCGCACAUGAACAGCGCUGACAUUUCCAUGUUCCUCAAUGAUUUCAUCGGGACACAUCGUUCAGUGAUGGAUAUAUUAAACUCUGACUACAUGAAUGAGACUUAA
Aspergillus thermomutatus is the source of this 1962-nucleotide messenger RNA. RefSeq names its product transcription factor domain-containing protein. The transcript has 8 exons. The coding region runs from base 1 to 1962 and encodes 653 amino acids. Gene Ontology annotation, molecular function: zinc ion binding; DNA-binding transcription factor activity, RNA polymerase II-specific; DNA binding. Gene Ontology annotation, biological process: DNA-templated transcription; regulation of DNA-templated transcription. The record is from RefSeq and is a predicted model, not a curated record. Lineage: Eukaryota; Fungi; Ascomycota; Eurotiomycetes; Eurotiales; Aspergillaceae.